UAAACAGGCUGAGGGAGUCCACAGUGGUUCAUGGACAGAGGGAGGUCCAAACAUGACAGUCAGUAUGUAAAAUGACUUGACUCAGCAUAUCGUGUUCAAUAUUUCCUGCCGUUCAGCAGCAAUGCAGACAGUGAGAGAGCGAGCCAUCUCCGCAUCAUCCAGGUGCUCCGCUCGCUCCUCCACCUGCUGCUGCUGCUGCUGCUGGGACUGACCCGGACCCGCCAUUGUUUACACCAAACCACCGCGACGCACCGCUAAAUCAGAGGGCGGAUCUGCUCUGGGACAAACCCGCAUCGGUUUCUGUCCUCGGGAAUGUGAGGCGGAUUUGAAUGUUGAGAGGCCACUUGUGCAGACGUCUCCGCACCUCAGGGAUGGGCCACUGACGUCCACAGCGCGCUCAUCACUCUGCACCAACGCUUCUACCGGCAGCCGAGAUCAUCACCGCCGACCUCCCUUAAGGUAAUUUAUGCCUGAGCAUCGUCGUUUAAGCGCCUAACGCCACAGUCGCGAAGCAUCAAAUGAAUUACAUAACGCAGCCAGGCGGCUGCUGCUGCUCUGCCAGUCACGCUCCGACCCUAGGAUGUGACGUCAUUACGUACGAUUGACGCUUAGCAGGAAGAAACGUUCUGGAUUUAUACCGGAGGAAUAUUUAUAAAUCAAGAAAUGAAUCUAACAAUUAAAUGAGUAUGAAGAAUUAAAAUAAAAUAUUAUUUUACGAAACGUAUCGAUGCGUUAUCCACAGUCCACACAGUAUUCCAACCUAUCAACCCUGAAAAAUAUCUACAGUACUUUAUUUGGAUCAUGAAUUAAAAAACACUGUAUCAACCCUGUGAUGUAGUUGACGUUGUAAUAGCAAUGGACAGCAUUAUCGGGUGUCUUCUUUUCCUUUCGGCUUCUCCCUUCAGGGGUUGCCACAGCGGAUCAUCUUCCUCCAUCUGACCCUGUCCUCUGCUUCCUCUUCUCUCAAACCUACAAACCUCAUGUCCUCCUUCACCACCUCCAUAAAUCUCCUCUUUGGCCUUCCUCUCCACCUUCUGCCUGGCAGUUCCAACCUCAACAUCUCUCCUCUGUACAUGUCCAAACUAUCUCCAUCUAGCCUCUCUGACUUUGUCUCCUAAACACCUGACAUGUGCUGUCCCUCUGAUCUACUGCUUCCUGAUCCUAUCCAUCCUGCUCACUCCCAGAGAGAACCUCAGCAUCUUCAUCUCUGCUACCUCCAGCUCUGCCUCCUGUCUUUUCCUCAGUGCCACUGUUUCCAAAUCAUACAGCAUUGUUGGCCUGACCACCGUUUAUACACAGCAUGAUUAUUAUUAUUAUUAUUACUGUUACUAUUAUUAUUAUUAUUAUUAUUAUUAUUAUUGUUAUUAUUAUUAUUAUUAUUGGGUGUAUUUUUUUAUUGGUGAAUCACUGAUACAAAAUGUACAAAACGACUCAAAAAAGAAAGGCAAAGAAAAACGUGGCUAUAAAUAUAGAAUUGUGCACAAACUGGAUAUAUAACUGUAUAUUCUUCUUAAUAAUGGUAUUUACUAAAAACCUGCCGUCAAAUCUAAUCUAAUCUAAUCUAAUCUAAUCUAAUCUAAUCUAAUCUAAUCUAAUCUAAUCUAAUCUAAAUUUUUGAAUUUAGGUUAUUUUAAAAUAAGUGCGUUGAAAUGUGCUAUUGUCGAGCUCUUCGGCAUCCUAAAGGUUGUCAGGCAAGACUUGAAAUACGUUUGAGAUCUCUGGAACUUAGCCAAGUGAAAUUCAAGUUGACACCCUUUCAAACAUUGCAGUGCACCAGUAUAACAAGUCAUAAUCUUCCACUCUGCUCUUCCGAGCACACUGGCUGUUUGCCUUGGAAAGGCAGCUAAACAGUAAAGGGUAAGUCAAUAGUGUUUGUCCUUUCGAACACUGACCAGAGGGAGGUGCCUAAAGAAAUAUAACCGCUAUAUGUGAGGCAUGAUGUAACCUAUCUAUCUAUUAACACAGAAGUGGUGAAACAGAAAUGAAGCUGGGAUCCUGCGUUACCGCUGUGAGGAGUACGAGAGUUCUCAUUGGGAAUGAAGUUUGCCCUGCAGUCAUCAUUAUAGAAAAUGGAAAAAUCAAACAAAUAGUCUCACAUGCAGACUUCACCGAGGUGGAUGGCUCUCAGGUCUUGGACGCAGGCAACAGUUUGGUAAUGCCUGGUAUUGUGGACUGUCAUGUUCAUGUCAACGAACCUGGGCGCACUUCAUGGGAGGGUUUUUGGACCGCGACCCGAGCUGCAGCAGCCGGUGGUGUGACAACAAUUGUGGAUAUGCCACUGAACAGUGUCCCACCUACCACCACCCUGGGGAAUUUUCAGGAGAAGCAGCGGGAAGCAGCAGGGAAGUGUUUUGUGGACACUGCCUUCUGGGGUGGAGUGAUUCCUGGCAAUCAGCUCGAGCUUCGGCCGAUGAUCCAAGCUGGAGUGGCUGGUUUCAAGUGCUUCCUGAUCCACAGUGGUGUGGACGAGUUCCCCCACGUGACUGACUCGGACCUCCACUCUGCCAUGAAGCAGCUGCAAGACACCGGGAGUGUUCUGCUGUUCCACGCAGAGAGGGAUGUUGAAGCGAACACUGAUGGAGCCAGUGAUCCCCGCCAGUACUCCACCUUCCUCCAGUCCAGGCCAGACGUAAUGGAAACAGAAGCCAUUCGCAUAGUGACAGAACUCUGCAGACAGUACCAGGUCCGGUGCCACAUUGUUCACUUAUCCUCUGCACAGCCCCUGGAGCUAAUCCAGGCGGCCCGACAGUCUGGUGCACCACUGACCGUGGAGACAACACACCACUACCUGAGUCUGUGUGCGGAAGACAUCCCGGUCGGGGCCACGCAGUUCAAGUGCUGCCCCCCAAUAAGAGGGUCUACAAACCGAGAGCUGCUAUGGUCUGCAUUGAAAGAAGGCAAGAUUGACAUGGUGGUGUCGGACCACUCCCCCUGCACUCCUGAGCUGAAAAAACUGGAGCGUGGCGACUUCACUCAGGCCUGGGGAGGAAUAUCUUCUCUGCAAUUUGGACUUUCUCUGUUCUGGAGCUCAGCUAGUAAACGUGGCUUCACACUGCCUGACGUAGUGAGACUCCUGUGCCAUGAAACGGCCCGGCUUUGUCGCCUUGACAACCAGAAAGGCUGCCUCGCUCCGGGAUACGACGCAGACUUGGUGAUUUGGGACCCGGAGAAAGAAUUUGAGAUCAAGGAAGGAAACAUUCAUCAUAAAAACAAAUUAACUCCGUACCUGGGCGCCACACUGCAAGGGCUGGUGAGGACCACCAUCAUCAGGGGUCAGCUGGUGUACAGAGAUGGAUGCUUCUGCCCUGAACCUCUGGGGCAGCUUCUUCUCCUCCCAUCUCGGACUCACACCGCACAUCUGUGAAGAAAAAAAAGAAAAACCAAACAACCAAAACCAAAACACAGCAAAGGUCAUUUUUGUAAUUUCACAUUUGGAAUAACUGCUACAAUAAAAG
Molecule: messenger RNA, 3455 nt
Organism: Synchiropus splendidus (mandarinfish)
Lineage: Eukaryota; Metazoa; Chordata; Actinopteri; Syngnathiformes; Callionymidae
Product: Allantoinase, mitochondrial
Exons: 12
Coding region: 1982-3364 (460 amino acids)
Biological process (GO): purine nucleobase catabolic process; allantoin catabolic process
Cellular component (GO): cytoplasm
Molecular function (GO): cobalt ion binding; allantoinase activity; zinc ion binding
Source: RefSeq, a predicted model, not a curated record